GGCCCCGCUCGCAGUGGGCCACCGUAGGACCCGUCGUAGCCGGGCCGUGCGUGCGCCCGGCGGCGUGUGACCCGGAAAGGAGCCGUGGAGGAGGCGGGCGGAGCUGCGCUACCCGCUGCCGGGUGACAGCGAGGGUCGAGCGGGACGGUGAGAGGAGCUCAGGAUGAUAGGUGAACGACGAGCAGGGGACCUUAUGGUACCCUUGGGGCCCCGGCUGCAGGCAUACCCUGAAGAACUCAUUCGGCAGAGGCCUGGACAUGAUGGACACCCUGAAUACCUGAUCCGAUGGAGUGUCCUCAGGUGUGGGGAAGAGGGCAAAGUGAGUGCAGAGGAAGACAAGACAGAGCACCUCCUCAUGUGGCUGUCAGCCCCAGAGGUCUAUGCCAACUGCCCCAUGCUGUUGAGGGAGCGAACGCUAUCGAAAGGACCUCAGUACGAACCUGCUGGACAGUUAGGAAGCUUCCCGAGAGACCCGGGAGGCCUGGAUGAGUUGGCGAUGGCAGAGAUGGAGGCUGAUGUGCGGGGCCUGGUGCGCAGGGCUGCCAGGCAGCUGGCGGAAGGUGGGACCUCAAGCCUGACGGCUGCUGUGCUUCACACCAUCCAUGUGCUCAGCGCCUAUGCCAGCAUUGGGCCUCUCACCGGAGUCUUCAGGGAGACCGGGGCCCUCGAUUUGCUUAUGCACAUGCUGUGCAACCCUGAGCCUCAGAUCCGUCGGAGUGCAGGCAAGAUGCUACAGGCUCUGGCAGCCCAUGAUGCUGGGAGCCGGGCUCACGUCCUCCUGUCACUGAGCCAGCAAGAAGGCAUUGAGCAGCACAUGGACUUCGACAGCCGGUACACUCUGCUGGAGCUGUUUGCGGAGACCACGUCCACUGAAGAACACUGCAUGGCCUUUGAGGGCCUCCACCUUCCUCAGAUCCCUGGAAAGCUGCUCUUCUCCCUGGUGAAGCGCUACCUCUGUGUCACUUCCCUGCUGGAUCAGCUGGAGAACAGCCCAGAGCCGGGGGCUGGAGACCAAAGCUCUCCGUGUCUCACGAAGGAGAAGAGCCGCGGACAGCGGGAGCUGGACUUCAGUAUGGCAGUGGGCAGCCUCAUCUCAGAGCUGGUGCGCAGCAUGGGCUGGGCCCGGAAGCUCAGUGAGCAGGGCGCUUUACCGCCUCGGCUGCCCCGGUCCAUCUUCCAGCCCUGCAUUUCAGGCCCUCCACUGUCACUGCCCACCGUUGUCACUGCUCCCAGGAAGCAAGGGCGGGCCUUCCGCCGUCGCUCGGAAUUUUCUAGCCGCAGUGGUUAUGGUGAAUACGUUCAGCAGACAGUGCAGCCCGGCAUGCGAGUUCGGAUCCUGGAUGACUAUGAGGAGAUCAGUGCUGGCGACGAGGGCGAGUUCCAGCAGAGCAACAAUGGCGUGCCCCCUGUGCAGGUCUUCUGGCAGUCAACUGGCCGUACCUACUGGGUACACUGGCACAUGCUAGAGAUCCUGGGGCCAGAGGAAGCUCCUGGGGACUCAGCUUUGGAGGCUGUGGAGAAGAAAUCAGGGACAACUGUACUGGGCACAGCCCUUCCCUCCUGGGACUGGAAGCCCACGGACGGCCUGUAUUCAUUACCGUAUCUCCAGCCUGAGCCCCCAAAGAAUGAGGAGUCAGGGCACCUGAGCCAGGCAGAGUGGUGGGAGCUACUUUUCUUCAUCAAGAAGUUGGACUUGUGUGAGCAGCAGCCAAUUUUGCAGAAUCUGCGUGAGAAACUGGAUAAGGCCCUGGGUGAAAAGGCCCUGGGUGAGCUCUCUGUGCCCACAGAGAUGGCUGAGGGUGUCCUGCAGGUUCUCACUAGCCGCUUGGAGGGCAGCAACCUCUGUGACCUGCUCAGCUCCCGCAUCUACACCAAGUAUGGGCUACUGCCUGAGGAACUGAGCAGCUUGCCCUCUUCACGGAGUCGCUCCUGCACCCCAGAGCCAGAGGAGGAGCCAAAGUCGGCCGCCAGCCUCUCGGAAGAAGAGGAGCCCUGUAAAGCAAAGGCAGAGGCCGAGCCUGCUGCUGCGAAGACUGAGUCCCCCAAAGCACAGAGUGAUUCCCAGCUGUUUAAUCAGCUUCUGGUGACAGAGGGGGUGGCCCUGUCUCCUGAAACACAGGAGGCAGCUUCUGAAAUGGCCAGAGCCUUGCGGGGUCCUGGUCCACGCAGCUCCCUGGAUCAGCAUGUGGCAGCGGUCCUGGCCACUGUGCAGAUCUCCAGCCUGGACACAAACCUGCAGCUUUCAGGGCUCAGUGCCCUCUCCCAGGCUGUGGAGGAGGUCACUGAGCGGGACCACCCCCUGGUCCGUCCUGACAGGUCGUUGAGAGAGAAGCUCGUGAAGACGCUGGUAGAAUUGCUGACCAACCAGGUGGGAGAGAAGAUGGUGGUGGUGCUGGCCCUGCGCCUCCUCUACCUGCUCAUGACCAAGCAUGAAUGGCGUCCACUCUUUGCCAGGGAGGGUGGCAUCUAUGCUGUGCUGAUUUGCAUGCAAGAAUAUAAGACAUCCGUCUUGGUGCAGCAGGCAGGCCUGGCGGCACUAAAGAUGCUAGCCAUCGCCAAUUCCUCAGAGAUCCCCACUGUUGUUACCAGCCGAGAUUCCAUCCAACCACUGUUUGAUACCCAGAUGACCAGAGAGAUCUUUGCCAGCAUCGACUCAGCUACCCGUCCAGGCUCUGAGAGCUUGCUCCUCAGUGUGCCUGCAGCUGUGGUCCUCAUGCUGAACACUGAGGGGUGCUCCUCUGCAGUGAGAAACGGCCUGCUUCUACUCAACCUGCUUAUGUGUAACCAUCACACUUUGGGAGACCAGAUUAUAACCCAAGAGUUGAGAGACACCUUGUUCAGGCACUCAGGGAUAGCGCCGGGGACAGAACCAAUGCCCACCACCCGUACCAUCCUCAUGAUGCUUCUCAACCGCUACUCAGAGCCCCGGGGGAGUCCUGAGCGAGCAGCACUGGAGAUCCCAAGCACCCAGAGUCAGGAUGACUCCCCUGACUUACUCAUUCGAUCCUUGGUUGGGGACCCAAUGGCAGAACUCUUCCUGGACUUGGAGCGGGCGCUGUGCCAUGAAGGCAGCCCUCGGGAUGCCAUGAGGCCCCUUUUCCAGCGCCUCCAGCAGGAAAGCCAGCCUUUCCUCCUGUUGCUGCGGACUCUAGAUGCCCCGGGGCCCAACAGAACUCUGCUGCUCAUGGUACUCAGGGUCAUGACACGACUGCUGGAUUAUCCUGAGGCAAUGGUCCUCCCCUGGCAUGAGGUCUUGGAGCCCUGCCUCAACUGCCUGAGUGGCCCCAGCAGUGACUCUGAGACUGUUCAGGAGCUGACCUGUUUCCUCCACCGCCUGGCUCUGAUGCAUAAAGACUAUGCCGUAGUGCUUUGCUGCCUGGGAGCGAAAGAGGCCCUCUCCAAGGUCCUGGACAAGCACUCUGCCCAGCUCCUGCUGGCCUCUGAGCUUCGCCACCUGGUGACAGAGUGUGAGAAGUAUGCCCAGCUCUACAGCAACCUCACCUCAAGCAUUCUGGCUGGCUGCAUCCAGAUGGUGCUGGGCCAGAUUGAAGACCACAGACGAACCUACCAACCCAUCAGUAUCCCCUUCUUUGAUGUGUUCCUCAGGCAUCUCUGCCAGGGCUCCAGUGUGGAAGUGAAGGAAGACAAGUGCUGGGAGAAGGUGGAGGUGUCCUCCAACCCACACCGAGCCAGCAAGCUGACGGAUCGCAACCCCAAGACCUACUGGGAGUCCAAUGGCAGUACUGGGUCCCACGCCAUCACCUUGCACAUGCACCGUGGAGUUCUUAUUAGGCAGCUGACUCUGCUUGUGGCCAGUGAGGAUUCAAGUUACAUGCCAGCCAGGGUCGUGGUGUUUGGGGGUGACAGUGUCGGCUGUAUCAGCACUGAACUUAACACGGUAAAUGUGAUGCCCUCUGCCAGCCGGGUCACCCUCCUGGAGAACCUGAACCGCUUCUGGCCGAUCAUCCAGAUCCGCAUAAAGCGCUGCCAGCAGGGUGGCAUCGACACUCGGGUUCGGGGUGUGGAGGUGCUGGGCCCCAAGCCCACUUUCUGGCCGCUGUUCCGGGAGCAACUAUGUCGACGCACUUGUCUGUUCUACACAAUUCGUGCACAAGCUUGGAGCCGGGACAUAGCAGAGGACCGCCGGCGCCUCCUUCAGCUGUAUCCCAGACUGAACAGAGUUCUGCGCCAUGAACAGAAUUUUGCUGACCGUUUCCUCCCCGAUGCCGAGGCCGCCCAAGCGCUGGGCAAGACCUGCUGGGAGGCGCUGGUCAGCCCCCUGGUGCAGAACAUCACCUCUCCCGAUGCAGGGGGUGUGAAUGCCCUGGGAUGGCUGCUGGACCAGUACUUAAAGCAGAGAGCGAGCUCCCAGCAUCAAGCAGCAUCCUUUGCUUCUCGAGUUCGGCGCCUGUGCCACCUGUUGGUGCAUGUGGAACCCCCUCCUGGGCCUUCUCCUGAGCCAUCCACACAGCCCCUCAGCAAGACCAGUAAGAGCCAGGGUGGGAGCCCAGUGCCCGCAGCAGCCCUUCCCAGCAGCAGCCUUAGGAACAUCACCCAGUGCUGGCUGGGCGUGGUGCAGGGACAGGUUAGCAGGUUCCUGGCUGCAGCCUGGAGGGCCUCAGACUUCGUGCCUCGUUACUGUAGUCUUUACGAGCGCUUGCAAAGAGCAGGCUCCGAGCUGUUCGGGCCUCGGGCAGCCUUCACACUGGCUCUGCGCAGUGGUUUCUCUGGCGCCCUGCUGCAGCAAUCCUUCCUCACUACGGCUCAUAUAAGUGAGCAGUUUGCUAGGCACAUUGACCAACAAAUCCAGGGUGGCUUGCUCGGUGGUGCCCCUGGAGUGGAAAUGCUGGGGCGGCUUCAGCGGCACUUAGAGCCCAUCAUGGUCCUUUCUGGCCUAGAGCUGGCCACCACUUUUGAGCACUUCUAUCAGCACUACAUGGCUGACCGUCUCCUGAGCGUGGGCUCCAGCUGGCUGGAGGGGGCCGUGCUGGAGCAGAUCGGCCUCUGCUUCCCCAACCGCCUCCCGCAGCUGAUGCUGCAGAGCCUGCACACCUCAGAGGAGCUGCAGCGUCAGUUCCGCCUAUUCCAGCUCCAGCAGCUCGACAGGCAGCUCUGGGAGCAGGAGAAGCAGGAGGAGUGGAGGCUGGAGGAAGUGGAGAAAGAAGACAAGGGACAGGAGACUGACGAAGACCUCUUUAUAGAAGACCCAGCUCCAGCAGUUUCUGUACUGGUCCUGUCACCACGCUGCUGGCCAGUCUCCCCACUCUGCUACCUGCACCACCCCAGGAAGUGCCUUCCCACAGAGUUCUGCCAUGCCCUUGACCGCUUCGCCAGCUUCUACAGCCACAGUCAGAACUAUUCAGUCUUGGACAUAGGACCACAUCGGCGACUUCAGUGGACAUGGCUGGGCCGGGCUGAGCUGCAGUUUGGGGACCAGACGCUGCAUGUGUCUACCGUGCAGAUGUGGCUGCUGUUGAAUUUCAACCAGACAGAGGAGGUGUCAGUAGAGGUCUUGCUGAGGAAUUCUGACCUCUCCCCAGAGCUCCUUCACCAGGCACUGCUGCCCCUCAUCGCUGACAAUGGUCCUUUGACACUGGAAGAGGCUCCAAACUUUCCAGAGGGGGGGGUGCUGCGGCUUCGUGAGUCUAAGUCCCAGACCCAUGAAGAGGUCCUGUGGCUGAUACCUCCCCAGACGUAUCUCAGUGUAGAAAAGGAUGAGGGCCGGACCUUGGAACAGAAGAGGAACCUCUUGAGCUGUCUUCUUGUCCGGAUACUCAAAGCCCAUGGGGAGAAAGGCCUCCACAUUGAUCAGCUGGUUUGUCUGGUGCUGGAGGCCUGGCAGAAGGGCCCCAAUCCCCCUGGGAGCCUGGGCCGCACUGUUGCAGGGGGUGUGGCCUGUUCCAGCACCGACGUUCUCUCCUGCGUCCUGCACCUCCUGGGCCAGGGCUACGUGGAACGGCGUGAUGACCGGCCCCAGGUCCUGGUGUAUGCCACCCCGGAGCCCAUGGGGCACUUCCGGGGCCAGGCAGAUGUCCCCUUUUGUGGCAACCAGAGCACCGAGAGCUCCAAACCUAGCCCAGAAGCUGUGGUGGCCCUGGCAUCUCUACAGCUGCCGGCAGGACGCACCAUGAGUCCCCAGGAGGUAGAAGGAUUGAUGGAGCAGGCUGUGAGGCAGGUGCAAGAGACGCUCAACUUGGAGCCAGAUGUAGCUCAGCACCUUCUGGCGCAUUCCCACUGGGGCACCGAGCAGCUGCUGCAGAGCUACAGCGAUGACCCAGAGCCAUUGCUUCUUGCUGCUGGACUGCGAGUACCCCAGGGCCAGGCUGUUCCCACGCGCCCUGACCACUGCCCUGUGUGUGUCAGCCCCCUAGGACCGGAGGAGGACUUGCCCUCCCUCUGCUGCCUGCACGGCUGCUGCAAGUCUUGCUGGAACGAGUACCUGACUACUCGGAUCGAACAGAACUUCGUGCUGAGCUGCACCUGCCCCAUCGCCGACUGUCCCGCCCAGCCCACUGGAGCCUUCAUCCGAAACAUCGUCUCCUCCCCCGAGGUCAUUUCCAAGUACGAGAAGGCCCUCCUUCGAGGCUAUGUGGGGAGCUGCUCCAACCUGACCUGGUGCACCAAUCCUCAGGGCUGUGACCGCAUCCUGUGCCGCCAGGGCCUGGGCAGUGGCACCACCUGCUCCAAGUGCGGCUGGGCCUCGUGCUUCAGCUGUAGCUUCCCCGAGGCACACUACCCUGCCAGCUGUGGCCACAUGUCCCAGUGGGUGGAUGACGGUGGCUACUACGAUGGCAUGAGUGUGGAGGCCCAGAGCAAGCACCUGGCCAAGCUCAUCUCCAAACGCUGCCCCAGCUGCCAGGCGCCCAUCGAGAAGAACGAGGGGUGUCUGCACAUGACCUGUGCCAGAUGUAACCAUGGAUUCUGCUGGCGCUGCCUCAAGUCCUGGAAGCCAAGCCACAAGGACUACUACAACUGUUCUGCCAUGGUAAGCAAAGCUGCUCGCCAGGAGAAGCGGUUUCAGGACUACAACGAGAGGUGCACGUUCCACCACCAGGCCCGGGAGUUUGCCGUGAACCUGCGGAACCAGGCCUCUGCCAUCCAUGAGGUGCCCCCGCCCAAAUCCUUCACCUUCCUGCAGGAUGCCUGCCUGGCCCUGGAGCAGGCUCGAAAGGUGCUGGCCUACGCCUGUGUGUACAGCUUCUACAGUCAGGACACGGAGUCCAUGGAUGUGGUAGAACAGCAGACUGAGACCCUGGAGCUGCACACAAAUGCCCUACAGAUCCUCCUCGAGGAGACGCUGCUGCGCUGUCAGGACCUAGCCUCCUCCCUGCGCCUUCUGCGGCCUGACUGCCUCAGCACAGGCACGGAGCUGCUCAGGAGGAUCCAGGAGAGGCUGCUGGCCAUCCUACAGCACUCUACCCAGGACUUCCGGGUUGGACUGCAGAGUCCAACAGUAGAGACCAGGGAGGUGAAAGGAUCCAACGUGCCCAGCAGUCAGCCCCUGGGCUCCUCGGGGCUGGAAGCAGAAGAUGAGGAGGAGGAAGAGGAAGAGGAGGAGGAUGUGCCUGAGUGGCAGCAUGAGUUUGAUGAGGAACUAGACAAUGACAGCUUCUCUUACGAUGAGGAAUCUGAGAAUCUAGACCGAGAGACCUUCUUCUUUGGGGAUGAGGAUGAUGAUGAUGAGUCUUAUGACUGAGCGGGGUGGAGCAGGAAACACCUGCCCCAUGAGCAGGGCCCGGGGGCGGGGGGCAACGGGGG
Molecule: messenger RNA, 7758 nt
Organism: Meriones unguiculatus (Mongolian gerbil)
Lineage: Eukaryota; Metazoa; Chordata; Mammalia; Rodentia; Muridae
Gene: Cul9
Product: cullin 9
Exons: 41
Coding region: 164-7696 (2510 amino acids)
Biological process (GO): ubiquitin-dependent protein catabolic process
Cellular component (GO): cullin-RING ubiquitin ligase complex
Molecular function (GO): zinc ion binding; ubiquitin protein ligase binding
Source: RefSeq, a predicted model, not a curated record